CUCGAUUCUCCGACUUUGCCAAGGAAACUCGAAAUGCUUGACAAACAAACUUCCACAGUGACGCUUUCCACCGCAUUCUUUUUUUGAAUUAGAGACAUCCACUGGUCGCGCAUGAAACUCUCCGUUUUUGUCUUUCAGUCUCUCAAGCUUCGACAGCAGCACCCGGUUUUCUCCUGCGUGUCUGCGUUCCAGCGUUCAGGCACUCCGUUCCGUCUUCGCAGGUCUCUCUAAAGUCCUUUUCUCUCUUUUUUUUCUGUUCCUUCCUCCGUUGUGACUUUCUUCGAAGAGGACGGAAACUCCAGGGUGCUCGAAGGAAGAAAAUCCGCGAAAAUUCGCAUCACGUCCGUGCACAUGCGCCUCGCCGCAGACCAGCGACGACCGUCCUUCUGCGAGUUCUCUUGUCUUUCCUCCCUCGUUUUCUGUCUCGCCUUCUCUCUGCCCUUUCUUCUUUUUCUUUGCUUUCUUCUGUUCUCACCUGUCAAAGGACGAGCGGCAGAUCCUUGCGUGGAGAGGCGUCGCUCACGGCUGCCUCCCCCGUCUGUGUGUAGUACCCUUGACUCGCGGCUGCACAGCGCUUUUCCGCGUCUCUCCCGUUUUCUCUGUUUCACAGCUUCUAAACGCGCGCAAAACUCGGUUCCUUCCCCGUGUCUAUCCGAAGAAAGGCCGCCUCUUCUCUCUGAGAGGCGAAAAAAAGCGUCCACGAGCGACCACUGAAGCAUGACGGCCUGUUUCUUCUGACUUCUGUGACUUCCAGAGAAUCCGACUUCUCCGCCAUGAGGCGACCCAUUCUUCGGCGCCUUCUGCGCCUCUCCCGGCCUCUGCUGCAGAGACAACUGUCUCCGUUCGAAACUCAGUUCUCUCUUCAUCACGCCCCUCUGGUACCUCCACCUUCUUCUUCUUCUACUUCUUCUUCUUCUACUUCUUCUUCUUCUUCUUCUUCUUCUUCUUCUUCUUCUUCUUCUUCUCUCUCGUCUUUUUCUCCGCAUCUGUGGAAUUUCGAGCGUCCGUUUGUUCCCUCUUCGGGCGCCUCGAUUGACCGCAGCGACCGGCGACGAGCCUCUGCUUCCGAUGCUUCCGAUGCUCGCGCUGCCUCCGUUUUUUUCUCGGAAUCUGACGGCGCGGAGGCGUCUGCGCUGGCCGGCGUGGGCAGGGAGAUUCUGCGGUUCCUGCGUAAAGUGGAGAUUGGGCUGAAGGCGGCUCACGGAGCGGUCGCAAGACCGACGGAGGACGAACAUGUCGCCAUCCUCGCCGAGCUGAGCAGCGACCGCGCUCUCGACGCCAUGCACAGGCGCAUGUGGGAACAUCCUGAUGGCCGGCGAGUGCUCGAGGAAACGCCAUUGUUGGACGACCGUGCGGUGGACUACGCCGCUCUGCGAAGGCUGCCUUCAAACACACUCGGAUUCGCCUACAUGCAAUUCAUGGACAGCCAUGGACUGCAUGCCGGAGCCAGACAACCUGUCCGCUUCGUCGACGACCGCGAGCGCGCCUACGUCCUCACCAGGUAUCGGCAGUUGCAUGACAUCAUGCACACACUCUACGGAAUGAAUAUUUCUGUCGAAGCUGAGGUCGCUCUGAAACUCAUCGAAUUUCACAACACUGGCCUCCCGAUGACCCUCUUGGGAUCUAUUUUCGGACCUCUGGCUGCGCCAAUCAUUCGCAUGCACAUGCCGCGGCGAGCGACGGACGCGGACGUAGUGGGCGAGGCACUGGCGGGGAAGCUGCGAAGGGAGAGAAGCGGGGAGGAAAACUGCUCCUUCACUUCGGUCAACGCGCCUCUCCACAUUGUCUACGAAAGUGAACAGACGCGACAACAAGGCGAGAAGAGCGAGGCAGAAAGCGGCGUCUUCCCCGAAGAAGACCGCACCGUUUCAGAAGAAAGAAGCGACACAGAGGUCCUCUAUCCUCGCCAUGCCCUCCUCACUGAACUCCUGCCAUGGGCAUGGAAAGCAGGAAGGGCGGUCAAGGUUCCUCUCCACUGCGUGUACGUCGAAGAGUGGUUUGACCGACCGCUGGAAGACCUGCGCCGCCACUGCGGUGUUAUCCUCCCUCCUGCCCACCUCGCGCCUCACGUAGCUCGCGACCAAAGUUCUUGACUUCUGUCGUCUUUUCUUCCUUUUCUUUGCCGCUUGGUUCUCUCUUUCGCUUCUCUCUGUCUAUCUCUCCCUCUGUCUUUCUUUCGCUCCGUCUCUCUCUCUACGCUUCAGUCCCUGUCUCUCUUUGUUUCGACACACUCUUCACUUUUCCGGAAGAACUAGAAGGGCACCAAGUUUCUCCACAACCUGUUCUUUUUCCUUUUUUCUUCAUUUUCUCUCUCUCUCUCUCUUCGUGGUGCUCUCCCGCGUGGCGAGAGAAGAGACAAGUCCAGACUGUAAACGGAUUCGCGU
Messenger RNA from Toxoplasma gondii ME49, 2384 nucleotides. Its product is annotated as coenzyme q (ubiquinone) biosynthesis protein coq4 protein. The record is from RefSeq and is a predicted model, not a curated record. Gene Ontology annotation, cellular component: mitochondrial inner membrane. The transcript is spliced from 7 exons. Gene Ontology annotation, biological process: ubiquinone biosynthetic process. Bases 774 to 2093 code for a protein of 439 amino acids. NCBI's taxonomy places the organism in Eukaryota, Apicomplexa, Conoidasida, Eucoccidiorida, Sarcocystidae.